AUGACUAAGUAUUUAACUUCUGAAGAGACAAAAGGUUCUAAUAUUGGUUUGGUACCUCACACAGACAAAGGAACUAUUUCCUUCAUAUGUGACAAUGGAGUUCAAGGUCUGCAGUUGCUAUCGAAAACCGGCAAUUGGGUUGACAUAAAUAUUCCUCCUAAUGGCUUUGUGGUAGUUGUUGGUGAUAUAUUGCAGGCAUGGAGUAAUGGGAGACUUGAGGCGGCCACACACAGAGUGGUGGCAAAGGAUGAAGAGAGAUUUGUAUUUAUAUUUUUUGCUGUGCCAAGGGAAGGCUUGAUCAUUAAGGGGCCAUCUGAACUUGUGGAUAAUGAAAACUACCCUAAACGCUACCGUCUGUUUAACUAUGAUGAGUAUGUUAAUUAUCAUCAUUCAAUUGGAUCACAAGAGGCUCCAAUGGGAAAAUUUGCUGGAAUUUGA
This is a messenger RNA of Vicia faba (fava bean), 438 nucleotides long. The record is from the annotation of a GenBank genome assembly. Lineage: Eukaryota; Viridiplantae; Streptophyta; Magnoliopsida; Fabales; Fabaceae.